This is a messenger RNA of Boleophthalmus pectinirostris (great blue-spotted mudskipper), 2066 nucleotides long. RefSeq names its product rapamycin-insensitive companion of mTOR-like. The transcript is spliced from 20 exons. The record is from RefSeq and is a predicted model, not a curated record. Gene Ontology annotation, cellular component: TORC2 complex. NCBI's taxonomy places the organism in Eukaryota, Metazoa, Chordata, Actinopteri, Gobiiformes, Gobiidae. Gene Ontology annotation, molecular function: protein serine/threonine kinase activator activity. The coding region runs from base 254 to 1846 and encodes 530 amino acids. Gene Ontology annotation, biological process: TORC2 signaling; positive regulation of phosphatidylinositol 3-kinase/protein kinase B signal transduction.
UUUUAGAAUUUUCUCUUUGAUCCUUUAGUAUCUAAGCUAUAGGCUUUAACUGCGACUACAUGAAUGCAUAUUUUAAUAAUUAUUAUGUUCCAUACAUUUAACUUAUAGUACUGUUCAAAUACUGAUACUAAAGUAAUACAAAUAAUACAAUUCAAAUAUUGGGCAAACUCAUCAUGAGGUCCAUCAAACGUCAAACCAUCCGAUUCUCGCGAUAUUCCACGAAGUUUCCGGUGUUGUGUAUGUUCCUGGAAACAUGGCGGCCAGCUUCCGCGGCCGUCCUAUCCGGAGUCUUCGGAUGCGAGGUCGGAAUGACAGCGGGGAAGAAAACGUACCGCUGGAUCUGACCAGAGAACCAUCUGAAAAUUUCCGGGAAAUUGUCCAAAAUGUGGCCAAACCACAUGGAGUCAGUAACAUGCGUAAACUGGGCCACCUGAACAAUUUUAUAAAGCUGCUAUGCAGUGUAGGCCACCAAGAGGAGAAGUUUGGAUUUACAUAUGAAGAAAUCAUAGUUUGUUUACGUCUUGCUCUGCUAAAUGAGGCUAAAGAGGUCAGAGCUGCAGGAUUGCGGGCACUACGGUACCUUAUUAAAGACACAAACGUCUUGCAAAAGGUCCUUAGACUACAGGUGGAUUAUUUAAUCUCCAGAUGCAUUGACAUCCAACAGAGCAAUGAAGGAGAAAGGACUCAGGCUUUGAGACUAGUUCGAAAGAUCAUCACUGUCAACGCAAUGCUCUUUCCCACCUCCAUUGCAAACUCUCUAAUCGCUGUGGGCACUGAUGGUCUACAGGAACGUGACCGCAUGGUUCGUGCAGCCAUUGCAAUUGUGUGUGAACUUGCUCUAAAAAACCCAGAAGUGGUGGCCAAACGGGGCGGUCUGAGCACCAUCUUGAAGAGUGUCAUUGAUUGUCAGCUAAGUCGCAUUAAUGAAGCUUUGAUCACCACCAUCCUUCAUCUUCUCAAUCACCCGCACACGCGCCAGUUUGUGCGGGUGGAUGUAGAGCUCGAGCAAAUCCUUGCACCUUUCACUGAUUUCCACUACCGGCAUAAUGCUGCUGACACAGCUGAGGGACAGCUCAAGGAGGAUCGAGAGUCACGUUUUUUGUCAAGUCGGAUGGCAAUUGUAGCUGCUUUUCGCUCGUGGUCUGGGAUUAUCAACCUAUGCAAGGCUGGGAAUUCUGGUAUCCAAUCUUUAAUUGGCUUACUCUGCAUACCAAAUAUGGAGGUUAGGAAAGGGUUGUUGGAGGUCUUGUAUGAGAUCUUUAGACUCCCUGUGCCCAUUGUAACGCACGACUUUACUGAAGCUCUUCUUAGUGUUGACCCUGCCAGGUUCCAGGACACAUGGAGACUGUCGGAUGGCUUUGUAGCUGCAGAAGCCAAAGUCAUUUUACCACAUCGGGCACGCUCUAGGCCAGAUCUUAUGGACAACUAUUUGGCUUUUGUUCUGUCAGCUUUCAUCACAAAUGGACUGUUAGAGGGUAUUGUUGAAGUUGUGACCAGUAGUGAUGACCAGCUCGCUGUGAGAGCAACUAUACUUUUGGGAGAGCUUCUACACAUGGCAAACACCAUCCUUCCUCAUUCUCACAGUCACCACUUGCACUGCCUGCCCACUCUCAUUAACAUGGCGGCCUCGUUUGAUAUUUCUCAAGAAAAACGACUUCGUGCAAGUGCAGCUGUCAAUAACCUGAAACGUUUCCAUGAGAAGAAGAAAAAAGGUCUGAAGCCCUACAGUCUGUGUACUUGGAUCACAUCAUCCGAAAAUCAGUUUCCUCUCAAAACCGCAGAGAGUCUCAUUCACGGCCACAGCGAGACAUUUAUGUUAUUAAGGACACAGAAGAAGCACUUAUGAUGAACUUGAGAGACAGUCAAAUACUCAACCAUAAGCAAAACCUUGAAUGGAACUGGCUGCUCAUCGCCACAAUUCUUAAGUGGCCACACGUAAACCUCAGGAACAAUAAAGACGAACAAAUGCACAGGUUUGUGCGGAGGCUGCUGUAUUUCUAUAAACCUAGCAGUAAGUUGUAUGCAGGCCUAGCCCUGGAUCACAUGAAGGCCAGGCAACUCACUGU